This is a messenger RNA of Brettanomyces bruxellensis, 2400 nucleotides long. RefSeq lists its product as uncharacterized. Bases 1 to 2400 code for a protein of 799 amino acids. The record is from RefSeq and is a predicted model, not a curated record. The transcript has 3 exons. NCBI's taxonomy places the organism in Eukaryota, Fungi, Ascomycota, Pichiomycetes, Pichiales, Pichiaceae.
AUGAGUUCAUACGAUGUUAAUUCGUACAUAGCAACCACUUCUACGGUACCAAAUGCUGUAAGCUCUUCAACAAAAGUUAAGCAGUAUGAACCACAGGUACAACUUCUAUGUCAAAGAAUCAAAGAUGAAAUGCUAUUGGCGAAAGAAAGAAUUAAACCAGAUGCCCUUCUGAAAGAUCUUAUAAGGUUAAAUGAAGCCUUAAAAGAUUGGGGAACAACAAACUUAGAAUGUUUGAUUUAUUAUCAAACGUUUUCUCAGCUUCGAGAAAUACCAUAUUUAUUUCCAAGGUACAGCAAGCUUACAGAGCUUUCCACGCAUAUCUUUAUUAGUGUGAUUCAUAAUAUUUUCAGGCAGGAAGGUGAAUUAACUGAAAGAAGCGGAAAUGUAAUAUUUUCUACGGAGAUCUAUAUACAAGGACUUCUGAAAAGCAAGACUCUUGGCUCACUCAAAUCCACAGCCGAUCUAGUUGAUCAUAUUCUCUCAACUUAUAAGCACUCCCCUGAAGGAUUUAAUUUAUGGAUUAUCAAAAGAAAGGGAGGACAAGCAAAGGCAAGUUCUUUAUACAGAAUGAUUUCACUAUGCACACCAUCUGUUGCAUUUGGACUUCAAUUUUUUCAGCAGACACUAAAGGAAGUCUAUCAUGAUUCCUCAACUAUUAAAAUUGCAAAUCAUAUGUUUGACAAUAUUAUUCACUUGUUAAGAUCAUUUGAUAUUCUAAGGACGGAAUUUUAUGCCUCUGGGUUUGAUCGUCUUCUACUCUCAUUUCCACUUGUACUUCGGGAAAAGUUGAUAAAAAAUCAAGUAGAAUUACUGAAAUUGGAUUAUACUACGAAUAAUCUUAAGGCUUAUGAUUUUAAAAGUACUCCGGAAUGCAAAACUUAUCUUGCAUCAUUACAAUACUUUGUGAAUGUUACUCAGAGAUUAGGGCAUCCAGAUUUACAAAAAUUCAUGAUUGAUUCUCUUGCUUCAUUUUUUGAGGGCACGUUAGGGAGUGAAGGUAAACAAGGGACAGCACUGUCUUUGUUUUUUCAAGGAUUCAAAAUACUCUCAAAAUUCACAUUUCAACAGGAUUAUACAAUAAGAACGGUUAAAAAUCUUCUUGAAAAAGACAGUUUUAUAUCAAGCGUAUGGGGAAUCAUGCUAUGUUAUAUCAGAUCACAGACUAAGGAAGUUUAUCACACCCUUACCUCCAGAAGAGCUCAUUUGGAGCUCCUAACAUUUCUUCAAGACAUCUUCGAAACUAAGGAUGAAAUUAUUUCAGAAGUGAUAUUUGAAAGACAUAAUAAGGAUGCAGUGGUUAUUGAUAAUACAUCCUGGAUCAUAAACAUGGUUUAUGAAACAUCAAACUCUUCUGUUCUUAAAAUCAACGAGACUUUUUCAGUGCUAUUACGUGAUGCUUCGAUAACAAAAAUCCUCACUGCGCAAUGCAUUAAUCUUCUUAGACCGGAAUCUGUGUUUGCGGAACUGUUAGUUGCAAGAUUGUAUAUGUUUUACUUCUACCAGCCCGAUGAAAAUAUUGCUUUCUUAAAAGUAUUAUCAACAAUAAUCUUUCGGACAAGUGGUGCAGUCUUUAAAAUGAAUAGUUGUGCAAUUGCAAAUGCAAUUAAGAGCGUUUACCAUUCAUGGAGAAUCUCGAAUCAAAUGUUACUUGCGGAAACAGACCUUACUGAUGAGCUGAUCUUAGGUGAUUCAAUUUUAAAUACACUACCAAACGAUUCCAAAUUUAGGUAUUGGAAGUUUUUCUGUAAAAGUGAUCCAGAACUACAUCUCGAACUGCGGAAGAAUAUUAAAGAAAAUCAUAUAGUAUUUGAUGAUCGCGGAUUUGCUAAGUUCAACCUUACUGCGCCUUUGAUUCCACCACAUUUCCAGAACUCGUCGUACAGUAAUGCCAGCUCUAUUGUUUUGUUUUCAAAUACGUCUUCGUUGGAUUCAACAGAGACAAAAUCAAUAACCCUCACCACCACAGUUGAACAAUCCAGUUCAGCAUCUGACACUACAGAAAUUCCAACCACCACUGAGGUUUCCACCACAUCUUCUGCUUCAUCUGAUACAACAAGUUCAACAAGUUCAACCAGUACUUCUGCAUCUGGUGCAGUUCAAACCGGCCGCGGUACCUGGUAUGAAGUUGGCAACGACAAUUGUGGUACUUCGUCUACCAAUGAAGAUCUUGUUUGUGCCAUCGCUCAAACUCUCUAUGACAGCAACGCAAAUUCAGAUUCGGUUUCCGAAUACUGCGGUAAAACAAUUACUGCAACCUACCAAAACAAAAAUGUCGUUGUCAAAGUUGUUGACUCAUGUGAAUCCUGCAGUGAAAGCGACUUGGAUUUCUCACCUGCAGCUUUCAAGGAACUUGCCAGCUUAGAUACUGGUGAGAUUGAAAUUGAAUGGUCUUGGAAUUAA